AUGACCCAAAUGCCGACUCCGCCGCCGAUCUCAGAGUCGUCUCGCGGCCUGAGAUUCAGAGCCGUCAACGACCCGACGCGCGAGCACGAUCCCCUUGAAGGCCCCGGGUCCGAUCCGGCGCCGGCAAUGGACGACACUACGAUGGGAGACAGCCGUAGCGAUGAUUACAAUCGGUCCGGUCCGGGCCCCGAGCUCACGCGCCGCGCCGUGGGGCCUCGGCUCUAUCACAAGAAGUCGAGAAUGGGCUGUCUCAGAUGCAAGGCUCGCCGAGUAAAGUGCGAUGAAGCACGUCCUUCAUGCAGCGGUUGUAGCCGCCACCUAGUGGACUGUGUCUAUCCCUCGCGUGGAGGUCCUUCCCAUGGCAAUGUCCGGCAGGACGCCGCCGGCAUCAGCCUCCGGGUGACCCGCGCCGAGUCCUCCUCCGGCCACAGUGACCAGGGCUUCUCACCGAACCCGUCGUCGGCCUCUGUACCCGGCAAUCCCGAAUCAUGGGCCCGUACUCCAGGCCCGGAGCCACAUUCCCUCCCCGUCCCCGUAGAGCCCGGCGGAUUCUCCCCCAUGACGCCGGGGUACACACCGUACUCAGCCGGCCGCGGCCUGUCACCGUCCCAUGCCGGAGGCUACUCCCCAUCAGGCGCCCUGCCGCCGCUCUCGAGCCGCGCCCCCUCCGUCGUGAGCAACAGCUCCUCGUCGCAGACGGGGAGCAUCGUCCGCGAGGCCAACGACUACCUCUCGCACCUGACCGACCCGGAGAUCCUGGACAUCCCCGAGUCCAAGGAGCGGCGGAUCUGGGAGCUGCGGCUGAUGCACAACUACAUGGUCAACGCGGCGCAGCAGUUCGCGGGCACCAAGACGGAGCGGGCGCACGGCCCGCAGCCGGUGCCGUCGGUCGCGCUGGAGGACAGGGAGGUGGACGACCCGGAGGCGAGCGGGUUCGGGCAGGGCGCGUUCCUGUGGGGGCGCGAGAUCCCGCUGCUGGCGUUCGAGGACGACGCCAUCCUGUACAGCAUGCUGGCGUCGAGCGCGCUCAACAUGUGGACCAAGAGCAGCGACCCCCGCGAGCGCGACGAGCUGCGCCUGUGCCAGCAAAAGUACCUGUCCAUGGCCCUGCGCGAGCAGCGCCAGGCCGUCGGCAACCUCAGCCGCGAGAACGCCGACAACGUGUGCAUGUCGUCGCUGACGAUCUUGCAGAACUCGUUCGCGCUCGUGCAGACGCUGCCCGUGCGGCCGUGGCAGCCGCCGCUCGAGUGGCUGCGCAUGGGCAAGGGCGCCGGCUCCGUGCUGACGGUGGCGAGGGGCUACCUGGGGUUCCGGGGGGACGGCAGCGGCGGCAGCGGCAGCGGCGACAAGACGACGCGGUUCCUCAAGAGCAUGCCGCGGAUGGACCCGGACGAGAUGUUCACGGCGGCGAACCGCGCGCACCUGGACUGGGUGCUCGACAACGACCGGGGGUCGACGGACGCCGUGGGCGACCACGAGCUGCAGGACAAGGUCACGCUGGGCAUCUACAACCGCGUGCUCAGCUACAUCGGCUCCGUGCAGAAGGCCAUCGCCGACCGCGAGCCGCUGUACGCCGUCUGCCGCCGCUUCAUCGGCUUCGCCGUCUGGAUGCCCGAGGUGUACCACGACUUCCUGACGCAGCGGCGCCCGCGGGCCCUCAUCACGCUCGCGCACUUCUUCAAGCUGUGGAUCCCGUACGAGGACCUGUGGCUCCUUGGGAAGACGGGCGAGAACCAGGUCCGCGGCAUCCAGGAGGCGUUGCCGCCGCAGUGGAGACACAAGGUGGACAGCAUCUUCGAGGAAUAUCACUUGAGCGUUGGAUGA
Molecule: messenger RNA, 1824 nt
Organism: Diaporthe amygdali
Lineage: Eukaryota; Fungi; Ascomycota; Sordariomycetes; Diaporthales; Diaporthaceae
Exons: 2
Coding region: 1-1824 (607 amino acids)
Biological process (GO): regulation of transcription by RNA polymerase II
Molecular function (GO): DNA-binding transcription factor activity, RNA polymerase II-specific; zinc ion binding
Source: RefSeq, a predicted model, not a curated record